AUGAACGACGAAGCUCAUGUGCGGGACCUACGAGUUUCUAUCGGAGAGGAGGCAGCGAUGAGGGCGGCCGAACUUCAGCAGAUGGAAAAAGGGCAGAAACAGGCACCCUCUUACGAUCAAGGAGAAAUGUUAGCACAACGGCAGAUAGUUCCAUCACGAAAGCCUAUUCCAGGAGGAAAGGUACAAGAGGCAUCAUUGGAGAAUCCUCGCAGUUUGGGGACGAUGAUGCCAUAUCCUGAGCAACCGCCUAUCGCCCAACACCUCAAUUUGAUAAGACCAUCAUCCUCUACAUCUAAUGUACAAUACGGAAUCGACUCUUUGCAGAUUCGUCAUGGCACCGGGACUCCUUUAUCACGCCCUGGCAGUACGACCACUCUCCAUACACAGAUUCGGAAUCUACAACGACAACUGGAUCUCAAGACGGAGGAAGCAGUGCAGUUGAAGAGACAGCUUGAGGUACAAGAAGAUGCAGAUGUGGGCACACUGAGCCAGCAGCUACGAGAAGCCAAACGGGAGGCACAUAUGUGGAGAGAAAGAGCCGAGAGUGCAGAACGAAGGAUCAAGGUGUUUGAACGAUUCACAUCGAGACUCAACGGAAUACGGGAGGCAUCGGUACUUUCUCAAGAAGCUGUUGACGCGGGCGACAAACUCACCGGUCCAGAAUAUUUCGUUGGAGAUGCAGAGAAGAGAGGGCAAAAGAAUGCAUUCUUAGAUGAUGUCGUAGGAUAUGAAAGUGAUAGCUCAGGGAGAACAGAAGAUGCUGGACUUAUCACAGCUCGGAUACGCAAAUGCCUUCAUGGCUUAACAGAUGGCCCCUCAGACAAACCUCUCUUUGGAAUCGACCAGAACCGAGACAUUAUCUUGAGCGAAGAACCAGAGUCGGACAUAAACCCAGGUGCAGUCGAAACUUGGAUGGCAACACAGGAGUUCCUUCAGGGCGAAGCUCAGGGGCAUAGGCAGCUGAGUUGA
Molecule: messenger RNA, 969 nt
Organism: Fusarium sp. VM40
Lineage: Eukaryota; Fungi; Ascomycota; Sordariomycetes; Hypocreales; Nectriaceae
Source: the annotation of a GenBank genome assembly